Lodderomyces pseudojiufengensis is the source of this 732-nucleotide messenger RNA. RefSeq lists its product as uncharacterized. Lineage: Eukaryota; Fungi; Ascomycota; Pichiomycetes; Serinales; Debaryomycetaceae. The coding region runs from base 1 to 732 and encodes 243 amino acids. The transcript has a single exon. The record is from RefSeq and is a predicted model, not a curated record.
AUGGCAGACAUUGCAUCAGCUAUCGGAGGAAUAGUUUCAGCAGGUCUUGGAAUUGCUAACACAAUUACAAGUAAAGCAGAAGGAAUAUUCGCAACUGUUACCUCGGGAGCAGAUGGAGCAUGGCAUACCGCAACUUCAGGGAUUGUUGUCCAAUUUGAUUCCAUUACUUCAGGUGGAGCAGCAGCUUUCCAAAUAGUUACCCUGGAUGCUCAAGGUAGAUUUUCAACAAUCACUCAAGGUGUUGUCUCUGAUUUUUCAGUCGUUACAAGUAGAGGUGAUCAAGCUGGUCAAUCUUUAACUUCAGCUGGAGGUGCAGUUGUUGGAGCUAAUGGCUCAUCAGAAACAAGUAUUGCAUCAACUAGUGAUGAAUCUUCAGAAUCAGAUGCAAGUUCAGAAUCAGAUGCAAGUUCAGAAUCAGAUGCAAGUUCCGAAUCAGAUGCUAGUUCAGAAACAGAUGCAAGUUCAAGUUCAAGUUCAGGUUCUAAUUCAAGUUCUGAAACUUCUUCAAGAUCAAAUGAAUCCAAUGGAGCAGCAGGUGCUUCAUCAACCAGAAGUGGCUCUUCCUCAAGCUCAAAUGAUGCAAGUUCAUCUUCAUCAAGAUCACAAAGUUCUUCAUCAUCAAGUUCCACAGGUGGAUCAUCUGGUUAUUCAAAUGUUGAAUCUUUGAAUUGGAAAAAAUCAAUUGGUAUUAUAGGAAUUGUUGGUGCUUCAGUUGUUCUUACUGCUUUAUAG